AAUAUAAACAAAUAAAUAUAAAAUAAAUGAAACUGGCCUCUGUGGUUUUUGAAAUACUAAAAUAUUGACCUACAUCAACUAUGGUGUCCCAGUUAAACCCUUACUCUUCGGUUGCCAUGCCAACGAUCAAACACUUUGUUGGGUUAACCACGGAUGAUUCUUCAGGCCUGUGAUCUUUUACAGCGUCUAGCUUCAAAGUGGCUGACUUUAAAAGCACACAAAGCUCAUUCAUGUCUUCAGUAACUGCCACUUUUGUUGCACCGAUGCCGUUUUCAGGGGGAGUUUUCACACCAAACCUUUUUUUUUUUACUGACCCCUGAUCUUCAGUGAUGAAGACAUGAACUUUAGGCAGGGUCCGUCUUUGACAGUCAUGCAGGCUCAGGAAGUCCUGAGGCAGCUGCGUAUUCCAGAGCUGGAGGAGCUGCGGCAGUAUGUGCGCGGGCUGCCCACCAACACGCUGCUGGGGAUGGGGGCUUUCGCCGCCCUCACCACCUACUGGCUGACCACCCGACCCAGAGCCCUCAAACCUCCCUGCGACCUCAGCCUGCAGUCCCAGGAAAUUCCAGGCGAGGGCCAUGUUCGGAGGUCGGUUCUGACGGACAGCGACGAGCUGAUGACCUACUACUACAGCGACGCCCGGACCAUGUACCAGGUUUUCCAGCGGGGGCUGCGCGUGUCAGACAACGGACCAUGUUUAGGGUCGAGAAAACCAAACCAGCCGUAUGAAUGGCAGACGUACCAGGAGGUGGCUGACAGAGCAGAGCAUGUGGGAUCUGCUCUCCUCCAUCGGGGACACUCUCAGUCCGGGGACAAGUUCAUCGGAAUCUUCUCUCAGAACAGACCAGAGUGGACCAUUUGUGAACUGGCCUGCUACACCUACUCCCUAGUGGCGGUCCCACUGUACGACACCCUCGGGGACGAAGCCAUCGCCUACAUCGUCAACAAAGCCCAAAUCACCACGGUCUUCUGCGACGUGGCCCAAAAAGCCGGGAUGAUUCUGGACUGUGUCCGUGAAAACGGGAAGAUGGUGAAGACCAUUGUUGUCAUGGAGACGUUUGACAGCGAGCUGGUGGCUCGAGGGAAAGAGUGUGGGGUGGACGUCCUCAGCCUGAAGGACUUUGAGGCCAUCGGUGCAGCCUACCACCAGACCCCCUUGCCGCCUAAACCCGAGGACAUGGCGCUGAUCUGCUUCACGUCCGGCACCACAGGGAGCCCCAAAGGUGCCAUGCUAACACACGGAAACGUCAUCGCCAACACGGCAGCCUUCCUGAAAGUCACCCAGAACACCCUGUCGGCCAGCACUGACGACGUGCUCAUCUCCUUCCUCCCCCUGGCCCACAUGUUUGAGAGAGUCGUGGAGGGCGUGAUGCUCAUCCACGGAGCUCGGAUCGGCUACUUCCAGGGAGACAUCCGUCUGCUGAUGGACGACCUGAAGACGCUGCAGCCCACCGUCUUUCCUGUGGUGCCACGGCUGCUCAACCGCAUGUUUGAUAAGGUGUUCAGUCAAGCCAACACGCCGCUCAAGAGGUGGGUCCUGGACUUUGCCUUCAGGAGGAAGGAGGCGGAGCUUCGGAGCGGCGUGGUGAGACAGGACAGCUUGUGGGACAAACUCAUCUUCAAGAAAGUGCAGGCGAGCCUCGGGGGACGGGUCAGACUGAUGAUCACUGGAGCAGCCCCGGUGUCGCCCACCAUCCUCACCUUCCUGCGAGCGGCUCUGGGCUGUCAGUUCUACGAAGGUUACGGUCAGACGGAAUGUACAGCUGGAUGCUCCAUGUCGCUGCCUGGAGACUGGACCGCCGGUCACGUGGGGCCACCGCUGCCCUGCAACCUCAUCAAACUGGUGGACGUGGCAGAAAUGAACUACCUGGCUGCCAACGGAGAGGGAGAGGUUUGUGUCAAAGGACCAAAUGUGUUUCAGGGGUACCUGGGUGACCCCGAGAGGACUGCUGAAGCGCUGGACAAGGACGGCUGGCUGCACACUGGCGACGUUGGAAAGUGGCUUCCUAACGGUGCUCUGAAAAUCAUCGACAGGAAGAAGCACAUCUUCAAGCUGGCGCAGGGAGAGUACAUCGCCCCCGAGAAGAUCGAAACCAUCUACAACCGCAGCGACCCCGUGGCCCAGAUCUUUGUUCACGGCGACAGCUUAAAGGCCUGUCUGGUGGGAGUCGUCGUUCCCGAUCCAGACUUCCUGCCCAUUUGGGCGAAGAAAAGAGGCAUUGAAGGGUCGUACACUGAACUCUGCAAGAACAAGGAGGUGAAGAGCAACAUCCUGGAGGACAUUCUGCAGCUGGGCAAAGAGGCGGGACUCAGGUCUUUCGAGCAGGUGCGAGAGAUCGCGCUACACCCUGAAAUGUUCACGGUCCAGAACGGCCUGCUCACCCCUACCCUGAAAGCCAAACGGUCCGAGCUGCUCAACCGCUUCCGAGAGCAGAUCGAUGAACUGUACGCCAAAAUUAAAAUGUGACUUCAACCACUGAUCCAACAUCACAACGGCGCCCCCCUCCAUCAGAGUAAUGAACCACGACCCCCGAAACCAAGUCCAUUCAGCUGUAUUCAUUCAAAUACAGCCAAUAAACCGAAGGUGUCGCCACAGCUCCUGGAGUCUCACACCCGACUCGCCAGUUUUGGCUCUUUAAAGCUCUGGUUGUGUAUUUAAGUUAAUAUUUAAGUGAUACUCCUACUGUAAAUAUUGUAUUUGCUAAAACCUGCAAUGUCACGUCCCAUUUUUAUGUCCCGCAUUCCCUUGUUUCAAAGCUGGAUUGGAAGCGUGAGGGUGUUUUUAUUGAACCACUUUGUACCUGAAGAGCCAGGAAACAGGACUUGUUUUACCGAUCAUGCAGGACGUCUGUGAUAUUAGUGUUGUUUUGUUAUUUGGGAAUUUUAAAUAAGCCAACGUGAAAUUUGGUUGGGUGUCGCGCUCUGACUGAGCUUAAUAAACUCUGAUAA
Synchiropus splendidus (mandarinfish) is the source of this 2946-nucleotide messenger RNA. RefSeq names its product acyl-CoA synthetase long chain family member 1a (gene acsl1a). Lineage: Eukaryota; Metazoa; Chordata; Actinopteri; Syngnathiformes; Callionymidae. Bases 338 to 2464 code for a protein of 708 amino acids. Gene Ontology annotation, cellular component: endoplasmic reticulum; membrane. The transcript is spliced from 21 exons. The record is from RefSeq and is a predicted model, not a curated record. Gene Ontology annotation, biological process: long-chain fatty acid metabolic process; long-chain fatty-acyl-CoA biosynthetic process; very long-chain fatty acid metabolic process. Gene Ontology annotation, molecular function: arachidonate-CoA ligase activity.